This is a messenger RNA of Ricinus communis (castor bean), 1354 nucleotides long. Its product is annotated as NAC domain-containing protein 6. Lineage: Eukaryota; Viridiplantae; Streptophyta; Magnoliopsida; Malpighiales; Euphorbiaceae. Gene Ontology annotation, biological process: regulation of DNA-templated transcription. The coding region runs from base 211 to 1101 and encodes 296 amino acids. Gene Ontology annotation, molecular function: DNA binding. The transcript has 3 exons. The record is from RefSeq and is a predicted model, not a curated record.
GGUGGCCAACUGACCAAGUCUUCUCUUCAAAUUUUCUUAUCAAACAACAUGUUUCUCCCUUAUAAAUAUCCUUGUAAAGAGUGUGUUUUUGUGCAUGGAGUAGCAUAUGGUCUUAACAAACAAACAAACUUAAACUUAGAAGAACAGCACCAGUUGCAUUUGCUUUCACACACAGUAGCUACUUAGUCACUAAGUAUAGUGUACAGAUACAUGAGAAUGGAGGAAAUGGCAUCAGCACUUGAUCUUCCCGGAUUCCGUUUCCAUCCGACUGAAGAAGAACUGCUCGAUUUCUACCUUAAGAACAUGGUUUUCGGCAAAAAAUUGCGUUUCGAUAUAAUUCGAUUUCUUAAUAUCUACCAUCAUGAUCCUUCGGAGUUGCCUGGAUUGGCUAGGAAUGGAGAAAGGGAAUGGUAUUUUUUUGUGCCAAGAGACAGGAGGCAUGGUAGUGGAGGGAGGCCUAACAGGACAACUGCCAAUGGAUUUUGGAAAGCUACUGGUUCUGAUCGGAAAAUAGUGAGCUUGUCGGACCCGAAAAGGGUUAUUGGAUUGAGAAAGACUCUUGUUUUCUACAAGGGAAGAGCACCAAGAGGCACAAAGACUGAUUGGGUCAUGAAUGAAUAUCGUCUGCCUGAUUCAUGCCCCUUACCUAAGGACAUAGUCUUAUGUAAGAUAUACAGGAAGGCAACUUCCUUGAAGGUGCUAGAGCAAAGGGCUGCAAUGGAAGAAGAGAUUAAGACAAUUCAUGUCUCUCCAGCACUAUCCCCCCUAUCAUCAUCAUUGGACAACAUGUCAUUUUGCAGUCAACAAGAAGACUCAAUGCUUCCAACCUCUCUGCAACAGGUGGUUUUGAAGAAAGAAGUAGAGGAUAUGGUGAUUUUGGGAAAGGAUAGUUAUAACGGUGAUAACAAUUGUGAUGAAGGGCCAAAGGAGACUAAGCGGUCUUCUUCUUUACAAUUACCUGUGGGGAAGGACGAGCUACCUGAGCUAGAAGUGCCCAAAUUAAGCAUGGAUUGGAGUCAAGACAACCUUUGGUUGAAUAGUCCUUGGCUUCAAAGUUUAGCCCAAAAUCUGACCCCUUACGCCAACAUUUUGAAUUUCUAGCUAAUUAAUGCCUAAAUAUUAUUCGAUCUUGUAGAUAACUUUCUUCAUUUGUUACUUAGGGAUUUUUCUACUGUCAUCACAUAGCUCAAGAAGAAUCUUCCAGCUCAAGUGCCUAAGAGGGUGAAUCAUGAUAUCCGUUAGUUAAUGUCUUGAAGUAUUACUUUAUGUAUCUUUGUUAAUGAACAACUUUAUAUUUUUUUCAUUUCCUGCUUAAUAACCUAUAUUAUAAAUAACAAAAAGGUUUAAUUUGUUA